Molecule: messenger RNA, 1269 nt
Organism: Entrophospora sp. SA101
Lineage: Eukaryota; Fungi; Glomeromycota; Glomeromycetes; Entrophosporales; Entrophosporaceae
Source: the annotation of a GenBank genome assembly
AUGGCAGUAACUUUCAUUAAAAGUUUUAAUGGAAGCACAAUUUCAGAUCGGUUCUUGACCCUAUGGGAUUAUCUUAAAGAUGAGUUGACAGCAUCAGAUUUUGAUACUUUACAAGAACUUAAAAGGGAAAGAGUAACCAACUUUUUGGCCAUACCUUUUGCUAUCGAAAAGAAAUGCGAUCUUCUCAAAGGAUUAUUGAUAAUACUCGUGUGCAUAGCAUUACAAGGGAUUGAUUCUGCUCAAAUGUAUCAUUCAAUCCGUGGUCAAUCAGUCAUUAAAUUAUACGUGAUAUUUAAUGCUCUUGAAAUACUUGAUAGAUUAUGUUGCUCGUUUGGUGGAGAUAUUCUUGAAUCUUUAUUUUCUAAAUCUACUCUUGCAAUUACACUUAACGUGGCAAUCAAUUCCUAUUCAAAUGCUUUACUGACAUUAUUAUUGUCAAAUCAAUUCAUCGAAAUUAAAGGAUCAGUAUUUAAAAGAUUUGAAAAAGAAAAUUUGUUCCAACUAAGUUGUGCUGAUAUAGUAGAACGUUUUCAACUAGCGUUAUUUUUAUCAGUAAUCACAAUUCGUAAUCUAAUCGAAUUGUCAGGUUCACCUCCAUCACCUUUUUCAAUUUUGCCAUCUUCAUUCAUCCCACUAUUUCCAAAAAUGACAACUCUCGAAACACUAUUGACUCCAGUAUUUUUUGUUUUUGCAUCUGAAAUAUGUGUUGAUUGGCUUAAGCAUGCAUUCAUCACUAAAUUUAAUCAUAUAAGACCAAGUGUUUAUGAAACUUUUAUUGAUGUAUUAUCAAAAGACUUGGUGGUUGGUAAUCCAACUAGACUUCCUCCUGGUGGAGUCAAUGACCUCGAUAAAUCAACAUUUGUUGAUCAAUCACCCAUGGUUUCACGUAGAAUUGGUUUUGCUGCAAUACCGUUAGCAUGUCUUACAAUUCGUGUAUCAAUACAAACUGUGACAAUGAUUUUUGAUUUGAUACUUGAAAUAGAAGAAGAUUCACAAAGUAGCCGUAAUCCGAUGGCCAAUGUUGCCUCAUUACCUAGUGCGGUAUGGAUUUUAUAUGGUUUAGAAAAAUUAAUUGCGAAUUUUUGUUUUGCUAGUAUGAUAUUUAUAAAAUUGCUAGUUGGUAUAAAUCUACUUUGUUUUGCUUCUAAAAGAUAUUCAAAAAUGGAAAAACGUAAUCUUGAAGAUCUUGCUAAUGCUCAAAAACUUGAAGAAAUUAACAAUUUAGAACAAGAUCAAGUGGCAUCCAGAUCAUCUCCAGUAGGAUUGUAA